This is a messenger RNA of Drosophila suzukii, 630 nucleotides long. NCBI's taxonomy places the organism in Eukaryota, Metazoa, Arthropoda, Insecta, Diptera, Drosophilidae. The record is from RefSeq and is a predicted model, not a curated record.
AUGGACAAGAAAACGAAUUACAAGCUGUGCGAACGCAACGUGGACCUCCUUAAUGAUCUGGAGUUCGUGGACAAACUGGUUAAGGACCUUGGAUUGGAGGCGGAACCACAGGCUCGUGGCGUUAUCCUAGACAUGGCUUACACUUUGGCAAGGGACAAACUGGUGGAGGCCAAACGCUUCGCCACGCUGGCGAACCGUUCCACCGUGAGUGCCGAGGAUCUGGAGAUGGCGCAGCUGGAGCGGACCGACGAGCCGAAGGGGGAAUCCGGCCAGCAGGCGCAGAAGGUCCUGGCUCCCAACCAGGAGUCUCCGCCCAUGCCGAGUACGAGCCGGGGACUAUCGCUGCCCACAAGGCGCCACUGUCAGGUGGGCAAGAUGGCCAAUCUGAAGGACAAGGGCUUUGAUCAAGCUCAAACGAAGCCGAAGACCGGACUGGCAUCUAUUUCGGUGGCACGUGGUACUGCCCUUUCGGGUGCUAGCAACUCUAGCUCUCAUUCGGUUUUACCCGUGACAUCUUCCCUUCCCGAGGACUCUGAAAUAAUUUCAAAUAUUCCAAGGUCUUCUACUUCCGCUCUUGGUCCACCAGGGGCCGAUCCCCCGGUCUUUAAAAAGCCACGACUCCCGAAGUAG